Erythranthe guttata (spotted monkey flower) is the source of this 1605-nucleotide messenger RNA. It is a transcript of the gene OPR3, whose product is annotated as oxophytodienoate-reductase 3. Gene Ontology annotation, biological process: oxylipin biosynthetic process; jasmonic acid biosynthetic process. The record is from RefSeq and is a predicted model, not a curated record. Gene Ontology annotation, cellular component: peroxisome. Lineage: Eukaryota; Viridiplantae; Streptophyta; Magnoliopsida; Lamiales; Phrymaceae. Gene Ontology annotation, molecular function: FMN binding; 12-oxophytodienoate reductase activity.
AUCUACUUCACUAUUGUCUAACUUCAUUCAACAACUCCACCCCCUCCCCCGUCCGUCCCUCACCGGCCACCACCACCACCGCCACCGCCACCACCACCACCACAGAAUCCCAACCACCUUCGAUAUUCAACAGCAAAGAGAAGCAGAGCAUGUCGGAAACGACGGCGGAUGGAGCUACGCCGUCUCUCUUCUCCCCUUACAAGAUGGGCAAGUUCGAUCUCUCCCACAGGGUGGUGCUGGCUCCGAUGACCAGAUGCAGAGCACUGAACAACAUGCCCAACGCCGCCCUAGUUCAGUACUACACUCAGAGAGCCACCAGCGGCGGAUUUCUCAUCACCGAGGGCACCAUGAUCUCCCCAACUGCCGCAGGGUUCCCGCACGUGCCGGGCAUAUUCAACAAGGAGCAAGUGGAGGAAUGGAAGAAAGUGGUGGAUGCUGUACAUGCUAAAGGGGCUGUUAUAUUCUGUCAGCUCUGGCAUGUGGGCCGGGCUUCUCAUCAAGAGCUUCAGCCAGGUGGCAUUGCACCGUUGUCUUCGACGGACAAGCCGAUAUCGAAGAGGUGGAGAGUGCUACUGCCAGAUGGAAGUUACGGUAUAUAUCCAAAGCCACGCAAAUUGGAGACCAAUGAAAUACCUGAGAUCGUCGAACACUAUCGCGAGGCAGCCGUUAAUGCAAUUGAAGCAGGAUUCGAUGGUGUUGAAAUCCACGGAGCUCACGGUUACCUAAUAGAUCAAUUCCUCAAAGACGGAAUCAACGACCGUACGGAUGAGUACGGUGGGUCCCUCCACAACCGCUGCAAAUUCAUCAAGCAGGUCGUCCAAUCAGUCAUCUCCGCCGUCGGCGCCGAACGGGUCGGCGUUAGAAUCUCGCCGGCGAUCGACCACCUCGACGCGACCGACUCGGACCCGCUCAGCCUCGGCCUGGCGGUGAUCGAGCGGCUUAACAAGCUCCAAACGGACCAUGCAGCGAAGCUGGCUUACCUCCACGUGACCCAGCCCCGUUACGCAGCCUACGGGCAAACCGAGUCGGGCCCACACGGGAGUGCCGACGAGGAGGCGAGGUUCAUGAUGACGUGGCGGAGAGCUUAUUCGGGAACGUUCAUCUGCAGCGGCGGGUUCACGCGGCAGCUGGGGGUGGAAGCGGUGGCUGAGGGGGUUGCUGAUUUGGUGGCGUUUGGGCGUUUGUUUAUUUCGAAUCCGGAUUUGGUGACGAGGCUCGAGAUUGAUGCGCCUCUGACUAAAUACGUGAGGAGCACGUUUUACACGCACGAUCCUGUUGUGGGGUAUACGGAUUAUCCUUUCUUGAAAGAUGGCACCGGAAAAACGGCACCCUUAUCGCGUAUGUGAAUUUCGGGGUAUAUGCUAUAUAUAUAUAUAUAUUGUGUAAGCCUAGCUCUGGAUAUUAUUGAAAGGAAAAUUGUGUGUAUUUUUUAUUUAUGUGGUGGUGUAUUAUCUGUAUAUCAUGUAGUAGUGCAUGGCUUGUAUUGAAGAAUUUGGUGGUGUUGCCUGCCUGCAGUUUGAAUCUAGUCCAACGUUAUUCACUUCUGAACAACAAUGAUGCUCAUUUAUAGAGAAUAAAUGCACACUUGCCUAUAUUUAUUCUUAA